UAUAGUUGAAUCGGUAAUUAUAUAUAUCGUGGUCGGCUUUGACCUUUGAUUGAUGAUUGCUUUGUGAUAUUGGACACUUAGCUUUCCAGCGAGUCAAAAUCUUUGAAUUAUGACCGCGUUAGGCUCCACAUGACACUAUGACAUUUAUCUUAUCAUUCCAUGUCUCAAUCAUCACACCAAAUGCUAUUAAAUUAUAUACAGCUGACAAAACGUAUCUUCUUCAACUAUUGCAUUUUCUUUAUAAUCUCCGCAGAUGGCCAAAACCUUCUCUUAUCUUUAGAGCAGAGAUGGCUGACGUCAAACGCUUACUCAUCCUAUCAAUCAUCUUGCUCCUGUUCUUGUCUCAGUCCUUUCUUCUGUGUUCAGGUCAUGACGACGACCAAGCUGGUCAAACGAGGAAGCUUGGAGUUUUCAUAAGGAAAAGAGGAGGAGGAGGAUACAGAAGGGCUCGCACCACCACAUCAGCUUCUGCAACGCUUUUGUCAGGCUCCUUCCAUAUGACUGCUUGCCUUGUCUCCUCGUUCCUGCUCUCUCUUAUUUUCUAGGUUUUUCUACUGUCAAAAGUGGUCUUUUUUUUUUUUUUUUAAUUUCUUUACAAGAAUUGUAGUGGUCGAUAGUAGUUAAUGUCAACAUGAAUCUGUAUUCUCUAUAUUGUACACAAGUGGGUACAACAUGAAGAUUGUGAGCUCUAUGGUUUUGUCUUUUCCAAGUUUGUGAAACCAAAAUAGAUGCUUAGAUCAGUUUC
Brassica rapa (field mustard) is the source of this 745-nucleotide messenger RNA. RefSeq lists its product as uncharacterized. The record is from RefSeq and is a predicted model, not a curated record. Lineage: Eukaryota; Viridiplantae; Streptophyta; Magnoliopsida; Brassicales; Brassicaceae.